Lachancea thermotolerans CBS 6340 is the source of this 855-nucleotide messenger RNA. It is a transcript of the gene RBD2, whose product is annotated as putative rhomboid protease RBD2. The transcript has 2 exons. Bases 1 to 855 code for a protein of 284 amino acids. Gene Ontology annotation, cellular component: membrane. Gene Ontology annotation, molecular function: serine-type endopeptidase activity. The record is from RefSeq and is a predicted model, not a curated record. NCBI's taxonomy places the organism in Eukaryota, Fungi, Ascomycota, Saccharomycetes, Saccharomycetales, Saccharomycetaceae.
AUGAACUUUCGAAAAUUUAUUAUAGACAAAUUUACCAAAGCAGCGAUGAGCACGAUGAACUCUUUAAACCUCAGCCUACCGGAUGGAAAACCGCCUGCAGCGCUAACGACGGGUCUUGUGAUCUUUAUGUCUCUGAUAUACUUGCUCAGCCUUGUCGUCGACAUCAAUGGACACAUUAGCCUGAAGCCUAACGCAUUGUUCAAGUUGGAUCUUAACCGGCUGUCGCUAUAUCCACUGGGCCACUUGUCUCUAACGCACCUUGUGCUUAACUCGCUGUCCUUGUUCGGACCCCUGACCAUGUUUGAGAGAAGCCACGGGACCGUGCACACAGGCGUGGUACUGAACCUCCUAGCCGUUUUUACAGCCAUUGUGUACUGCCUCAUGGGCUCUCUCUUUUUUUCAAAGACCGAAGUAUUGGGCAGCAGUGGGUGGUGUUUCUCACUCUUUGCGUACUUCAGCUUCAAAGAGGCAACGAUUCGCCCACAACAGCGCAUUUUUCAUAGCUUCUCAGCCCCAACAAAGUACAUGCCUGUGCUAAUCCUCGUAUUGGUGACCAUCUUUUUCCCGGGCUCAAGUUUCUGGGGGCACUUUAUUGGCAUGGGCAUGGGCUACGUUCUGGCGUGGAAGGAGAACUUCGUUGGCAAGCUCGUUCCGCCUAGUUCCCUGAUUCAGAAAAUCGAGUCAAAGCUUGACUCUGCAAUUGCGAUGAUCCCCCUCGGCGUCAAGUUUUAUAAAGAAGAAGCUGCCAACAGAGAAGAGUCUUACAAGUCCCUUUUCGGCGAUGAAAGCGUCCUGCCGCUUCACAACCAAACCUCGACGAAUUUUCAAGGCGAAGGUCGUCCUCUCGGUAACUAG